AUGGCGGGAGGCAACAGCGAACAAAAAGUACUCCUGGAUGUUUUCCUCCAGAAGAUACGGCAGAAGGACGAAGAGAUUGAGGGCAUGCGAAAGCAGAAGCGCGACGACGACGCAGCCCUCCGUAUCGCUCACGAGAGGAUCGCUCAGCUUGAGAAGCAGAUAAAGAAGCAGAUAGCGAUAAAAGCACAGCCCUGGCGAAGAGGAGAGCACAACAACGAUGAGCCUAGCCGGUCUUUCGCCAGUAAGGUAAAGUCCACUGCUGACGCUUCCACUGGCAAGGCGCUCAAUGGCAAACAACCAGUUAUGCCCACUACAAAAGCAUCCCUAUCGUCCGAGAAGUGCCAAAUCCCCGGCAAAAAAAGGAGAAAACACUGGUACGAUUCCUGGUACAAGGUCGAAACGAAAAUAGUCUAUAGCAACGACGAAGUCCUUGAGAUGGAGCUCCCAUGUUUCGACUCAAAGUUCGAUCACAUCGGAAUAGCUCGCCCAGCAGAGAACCCUGACGAUCGGCACACAGAGUGCCGCUAUUGCCUUCAAUUUUACAUAAAAGAGGACUUGUGGGAUCACGUGGACGUCUGCAGGGCUUUCUGGAAUCUUGCCGUACGCUGUGGGCACUGUGGCAGGAUCUUCAAACUCAACGACGCUUUCUACGGCCUGCAUGCUCCGGAGUGCAAGGUGAAAUCGCAGGAUACCGAGUUCUCUGGGUAUCACUAUACGCUGGCGAGGGCUGGGGUCUGA
This is a messenger RNA of Alternaria conjuncta, 738 nucleotides long. RefSeq lists its product as uncharacterized. The record is from RefSeq and is a predicted model, not a curated record. The transcript has a single exon. Bases 1 to 738 code for a protein of 245 amino acids. NCBI's taxonomy places the organism in Eukaryota, Fungi, Ascomycota, Dothideomycetes, Pleosporales, Pleosporaceae.